AUGGCUUCAUUCUCAAAGGCUGAGAUGAAGAAGGUAUUCAACUGUUUUGAUGAGGAUGGAGAUGGAAAAAUCUCUGCAGAGGAGCUGAAGAAUAGUUUAGAAGAGUUUAUUGAGUUGGUGAGUGUUAAUGGUGAUCAUCAAGAUAUUGAUGAUGAGAAAGAGUUGAGAGAGGCUUUCUCUUUGUUUGAGAUGGAGGGACAAGGGUGCAUUACAGUGAAGAGUUUGAAGAGAAUGCUUAGUAAGCUUGGUACUUCUAGAGAUUUGGAGGAGUGUUGUGCUAUGAUUAGUAGGUUUGAUCUUGAUGGAGAUGGAGUUCUUAGUUUUGAGGAGUUUAGGGUUAUGAUGCUUUAAUAAUUAAUCAAUGAUUCUUUUUUUUUAGUCUUUAGUUUCAUUCAUUCAUUGUUAUUUUUAUUUUUUAUUUUGUGUUUGCAUUCAUUGUUAGAUCAAUGAUUUAUGUAAGUA
This is a messenger RNA of Dioscorea cayenensis subsp. rotundata (Guinea yam), 462 nucleotides long. Its product is annotated as putative calcium-binding protein CML23. The transcript is spliced from 2 exons. Bases 1 to 351 code for a protein of 116 amino acids. Gene Ontology annotation, molecular function: calcium ion binding; enzyme regulator activity. The record is from RefSeq and is a predicted model, not a curated record. NCBI's taxonomy places the organism in Eukaryota, Viridiplantae, Streptophyta, Magnoliopsida, Dioscoreales, Dioscoreaceae.